AUGCUUGCAGCUCAAGACGUUGCUGAGAGGUGCAAACAGUUGGGAAUCAAUGCCCUUCACAUCAAACUUCACGCCACUGGUGGUACAAAGACCGAGACUCCCAGACCUGCUCAAGCAGCUGUGCGAGCUCUUGCACGUAGUGGAAUGAAGAUCGUUGUUUUGAAGAUGUCACUCCUACCCCUUCCGAUCAAACUCGACGAAAGGGAGGACGCAGAGGGCGCCGUCUUUAAAUUGUUAUUUGUUAUCUGA
This is a messenger RNA of Haemonchus placei, 249 nucleotides long. The record is from the annotation of a GenBank genome assembly. NCBI's taxonomy places the organism in Eukaryota, Metazoa, Nematoda, Chromadorea, Rhabditida, Trichostrongylidae.